Molecule: messenger RNA, 1028 nt
Organism: Colletotrichum acutatum
Lineage: Eukaryota; Fungi; Ascomycota; Sordariomycetes; Glomerellales; Glomerellaceae
Product: adenylylsulfate kinase
Exons: 3
Coding region: 216-848 (210 amino acids)
Biological process (GO): sulfate assimilation
Molecular function (GO): ATP binding; adenylylsulfate kinase activity
Source: RefSeq, a predicted model, not a curated record
AAGAGAGAAAAAUGGAGGGGGAGGAGGUGGGGUGAAAAGCAACUUAGUACCCUCCCAACUCGGUCCGUUGUCGUGAGAGUCGUGUAUGCGAGCGCAUCUGUGUGUAUAUGUAUGGGUGGUUGUUGCCGCUGCGCCUGAUUCCAUUCCACACUUUCGCUUCUUCAACACCAUUCUCCCCUUGAGUCCUUCCCAACAGAUGCCCAAUUGAAUUCACAAUGGCCACCAACAUCACAUGGCACCCCUCACUCUCGCGCUCCGAGCGUAACCAGCUGCGCGGACAGCGUGGUUUCACCCUCUGGCUCACAGGACUCUCCGCCUCUGGCAAGUCCACCGUAGCAACCGCUCUGGAACAGCACCUUUUGCACCUGGGAGUUGCCGCCUACCGUUUGGACGGCGACAAUGUGCGCUUCGGCCUCAACAAAGAUCUUGGUUUCUCUGAGAAAGACCGCAAUGAGAACAUCCGUCGCAUUGCUGAGGUUGCCAAGCUGUUUGCCGAUUCUUCAACUGUUGCCAUUACCUCCUUCAUCUCGCCCUACCGUGCAGACCGCCAAGUAGCUCGCGAGCUGCACAGCCAGACUGGCCAGAGCAGCGACGAGGCUAUUCCAUUCAUCGAGGUCUUUGUCGAUGUGCCCCUCGAGGUCGCUGAGCAGCGUGAUCCCAAGGGUCUGUACAAGAAGGCUCGGGCGGGAGAGAUCAAGGAUUUCACCGGCAUUUCGGCCCCUUACGAGGCACCCGAGAAGCCCGAGAUUGUCAUCAGGACCGAUAAGUCGAGCGUCGAGGAAUGUGUGGCACAAAUUGCCGAGUGGCUGAUCAAAGAGGGUCUCAUUACUGCGAGUAAAACAGCCUGAUGUGGAUGGUCCUACUAUUGCCUGGACGGCCGAUUCUCAUCUUGUUUGAACUAGGAGUUACCAAUCCGCUAUAGCCCAGAGCGUUCUAACCACGGUUUAACUGCCUCUUAAAGAAUACUACGCGUUUUCAGUGCAAGGUUGCGUCUGAAGCGCGGGAGUGCAUGCGCCCGCCAUGCUGCA